This is a messenger RNA of Callorhinchus milii (elephant shark), 1033 nucleotides long. RefSeq names its product proteasome (prosome, macropain) assembly chaperone 1 (gene psmg1). Gene Ontology annotation, biological process: proteasome core complex assembly. The transcript has 7 exons. Gene Ontology annotation, cellular component: endoplasmic reticulum. Bases 67 to 894 code for a protein of 275 amino acids. Gene Ontology annotation, molecular function: proteasome binding. Lineage: Eukaryota; Metazoa; Chordata; Chondrichthyes; Chimaeriformes; Callorhinchidae. The record is from RefSeq and is a predicted model, not a curated record.
GUGUGGGGUGUGGGGGGGAGUGGCGGUGAGGCCUCUCUCGGUCUCUCUCGGUGUCUCUGCCCCGCGAUGGCCACGUUUUUCGGGGAGGUGCUGCCGGUCUUCUCUCGGGCCGUGAGGGAGGAGGAGGAGGAGGGCCGCGAGGCCGCGAGUCACAGAGAGGUUCGCGUCCAGUGGCUUCCGGAGAACCAGGGGGCGACGGGAAGCUGCGCGGGUCGGUGUCCGCCGCGCUCCGCCCUGAUCGUGGCUGUGGGGCCCAACGCCGUGGGGUUUGUCAACGCUUUUGUACAAAGUGCUGGCGACUGGGAGGUUAUCGGAACGGUGACUUUGUGGAACGAGGCCGUCGAAGGGACAAAGAACCUGGCCCAGGAGUUCCCAACGGACUCGUCCUGUCUUCUGUACCGGCUGACCUCAAACCCCAACAUCUUAACCUGUCAUUGUAGUGACGUCGUGCCCGAGGAUCAGCUCUUCCAGUGGACCGACAAGGUCUUUGCAAGUCUCCAGAAACAGAAUUUAAAUGUGAUUGUGCUGUCAAACUGCUCGAUGGCUGAGUACAAGUCAGCCGAACCCGUCUCCGGUUUGGUCAUGCCUUUCCUCCGCGCUCUGAAGACAAAAGAGUUCAAAGACAGUCUAUGCUGUCCGCUCCUGGAGCAACCCAACAUAAUCACUGGGCUCCCUGCGGCAGUUCUGAGCUACUGCCAGGUGUGGCAUAUACCCGCGGUUGUAUAUCAGUGCCACAGCAAUGUCACCCACCUGGACUCGGAGACGAUAGGAGCCUUCAAGCCUCUCCUGUCCUGCCACAUUGCAGUUCCCUUCGAGAAGGAUAUCUCUCGGAGCGCUGAAAUACUGAAGAAACUGUUCGAGAAUUUCAAUGUCCAAAGCAACCUGUACACAUGAGAGAGAAUGUCUUCUUGCAUAUCUUAACCUCCUGUCCUUCACAACCCUGGGUUUAGCAAUGUUUUCCCGGAAGCAAAAGUAUCAUUUGAUAUUCAGUGUAUUUUAUUGUAUUUCGUGGUAAAUAAAAAAAAUAGUUUUC